Molecule: messenger RNA, 1494 nt
Organism: Fusarium odoratissimum NRRL 54006
Lineage: Eukaryota; Fungi; Ascomycota; Sordariomycetes; Hypocreales; Nectriaceae
Exons: 2
Coding region: 1-1494 (497 amino acids)
Source: RefSeq, a predicted model, not a curated record
AUGGAUGAUCCGCGACCAGAUUGUCGUAUGGAUGAGGAUAUCCAUACCGACCAAGAUUCAGGAUAUGGUGGAUCCAGGAAUCCGAGCCAUGGAUCGAAUUCCGAAAGUCAAUCUGGUCGUGGUGAUGGAUUGACCUUGUCUUGUUCUCGUCCUCGUCCUCGUCCUCGCCCUCAGCCUACCACUCCCAACGAUGCUGAAAUGCAACGGGCCCCAAUUCGGCCUAUCGCAAAGCCAAUUGACGAACAAACUGCGAGGCGUGCUAGCGACGUAAUUGAACAAAUAAGCGGGCUUUUGGCAGAGUGUAUGCUCAAGUCAAAAAAACGGAAAUACUUGUCAAGAUCAAAGCGACAACUGCCUGCAAUGUCGAUAAGAGCCGUCAUGCUUGGAACAACUAUCGAGGAUGCCAAAGCCUCCCUCGUCAUCUUCUGCUCCGACGAGGAUGGUGCGCAUGAUACAAUUCGAAAAUUCUUACGCAAGUCGUUUGUGAAGGACCUCUAUCAGCCCAACGACAGUGCCAUGUCCUCGUUUGACGUGCAUAUCUUUGGUGCAUCACCAAGCACGCGAUCCAGUGUUGAAGUCGGCAUUCCAAGUUCAGAAAGCCUUACCUACACUCACUGUGGAAUGCCAAUUUCCAUCACUACUCAAGGCUUCCGUAAAGAGAGCGCCAUGGCAACAAUGGGCGGCGUCCUGCAAUUCGAUGCGCCACGGUGGAUACACAGCUCAUAUCGUGUCUAUGGUUUGACCGUUGCCCAUGCAAUAUAUUCCCAGACAAAUAGCGAUGGUGACGAUGACGAAGAUUUUUCCAUGUCGGAUAACGACAGCGAUGACUGCGAUGACAGUUCUUUGAACAGCUCUUCCGAAAGCGAUGCUUCAUAUCCGGCCUCACCUCUGCAAGUUGACUGGGGCGUAUCGAUUGAAGCGGACCAAAAAGCGAGACCAGCUAUCCCACAUCCAUCUCUAUCAGGUUCCGUCUUCGCGCAACCUAUAGCAUACUCAUCUCUGAGUAACACCGGAUCCUGUCGAGAUUGGGCAUUGUUUAAGUUUCCGACAUGGGAGGUCCCAUUGAAGCCCAACAUGCUGGUGGCCGACGGAAAACCUCCAGCUCUGCUCAAGAUACCCUCUUCUCUGCUCGGUAUUCCGAUCAGUCGAUCAGUAUACAUCAAAACAGGAUUCUCUGGGACGAAAGAAGCAACCAUCUCGGCUGGUCUGAGCCAAAUACUUCUCCAGCCUGGGACCGAGUUUGUAAGAGCGUAUACUGUGGAGCUUAGUAAAAGCACAGACAUAGGACCAGGGGAUUCUGGAUCCUGGGUAGUUGACGCUGCGACAUUGGAAGUUUACGGCCACCUUGUUGCGACAGACAUGCUCUCGUGUAGUUAUGUCAUUCCUUUGGUUGACAUCCUUGAGGAUAUCAGGCUUCAAGUUGAGCAAGUUUCCAUCGAUUUCCCUUCUCUCAACCACCGGGCAGUCAAACGAAAGGGAGGCGAGUUGUCCUAA